Messenger RNA from Eimeria mitis, 771 nucleotides. RefSeq lists its product as uncharacterized. Lineage: Eukaryota; Apicomplexa; Conoidasida; Eucoccidiorida; Eimeriidae. The record is from RefSeq and is a predicted model, not a curated record. The coding region runs from base 1 to 771 and encodes 256 amino acids. The transcript is spliced from 3 exons.
AUGAUCGGGUGGCGGCGGUCGGAGUGUGUAGAUGGGGCCGCGGUGUUUGUGGGUGUGGUUGGUUGCCUCGAGUCCCGAGGGUACCGUAGCCGUCCGGAGAAGGGACUGCGGGCUGUUACGGUGUGGCGCUGGCUGGAGAUGUGGCUGGAGCUGCGUGGUGCAAGUAUCAGAGGCGUGGCGAGAGCAGAUGUCGAUGUGAGGGGAAUCUCCGCUGACCGGCGUAAACUGCCGGCGCGAGACGGAGGUAGGCAGCGGAAAGUGAAUGCAGUCGCAGGUCUAGUUGGUCGUCUGUUUCAGGAGCCGCAGACGGUGGGUGAACACGACACUACUUACUUGAAGGACUGUCGUUGGCUGAUGCUGGUAAACAGGUGGCGGUCGGAGUGCGUAGAUGGGGCCGCGGUGUUUGUGAGUGUGGUUGGUUGCCUCGAGUCCGGAGGGUAUCGUAGCCGUCCGGAGAAGGGACUGCGGGCUGUUAUGGUGUGGUGCUGGCUGGAGAUGUGGCUGGAGCUGCGUGGUGCAAGUAUCAGAGGCGUAGAGAGAGCAGAUGUCGAUGUGAGGGGAAUCUCCGCUGACCGGCGUAAACUGCCGGCUCGAGACGGAGGUAGGCAGCGGAAAGUGAAUGCGGUCGCAGGUCUAGUUGGUCGUCUGUUUCAGGAGCCGCAGACGGUGGGUGAACACGACACUACCUACUUGAAGGACUGUCGUUGGCUGAUGCUGGUAAACAGCUCAGACGAUGCUCUCAUUCUACGUGCGGCUGUGUUGACUGGAUAA